ACGUGACAAGAAACCCGUUGGUUGAGGGUCGGUUGGGUCGGUCAGGUGUCUUCGAUGACGUCAUCGCAUCCACUUCCCGCAACCCCAGCAAACGAACGCAACACUUCAGCGUUCGCAAAUUUUCUAAACGUGAGGCACAUCGCAAAAAGUUAUACGGACGUCGUUUAUCACAGUUGUGUCGUUAUUGUCCACGAGACACAUUUCAAGCUCCCGGUUAUUCAUUCAGUAAGUACCCCAUCACUGAAAACAACCAGUGAAACCCGGUAAAGUAGCAGAAAACGUGCGUCAUGGCAGACGCAGAGCCAGGCGAAGACGCCGUUCUCGGCGUCGUUUCCAAACCGCCUCCCAAAAAGAAAAAACCCGAACAAGGCAUGGUGGUGGUCCCCAAAACCGUGUACGACGUCCAGCGACUCAAACUCGAGCGCCUCAUGCAGAACCCGGACAAACCCGUGCUGAUACCGGACCGCCCCAAGGGCCGCAGUCCCCACGACGCCCCCGAAUUCGUCCGAAACGUGAUGGGAAGCAGCGCGGGCGCCGGGUCGGGUGAGUUUCACGUCUACCGGCACCUACGUCGCAAGGAGUACGCACGCCAGAAGUACAUCGACCAGAAGGCGCGCCAGGACGAAAAAGACCAGGAGUUCCGCGAACGCGUCGAGCGCAACAAGCGACUGGCCGAGGAGAGAACGGCCAAGAAACGCGCCAAACGGCUCAAGCGCAAGGCGAAGCUCAAGGACAAGAAAAAGCAGACGGGCAAGGACGGCAACAAGGCGGAUGCCAAGCACACGGAAUCUGACGACGACGAUGAUGAGGGUAACGAAGGUACUAACGACGACCAGGAACAGAGGUCGGGACCGGACGAACAGAGCAAGAGCACGGCAGAUGAAGCAGAAAACGAAGUUACUGAGGAAGACAACAAGGUGGCCGAAGCAGACGACAAGAUCGUUGAAGCAGCAGACGACAAUGUUGCUGGAGCAGAUGGCAUCAAAGAUGACGUCCAAGGAGGUAAUGCAAAUGAUGAUGCAGCAACAGGCGAUGAAAGCAAUGAUACAUAAAAUGGUUUUACUCUAACUCUUCACAGACAGCUGGCAAGCGGCUUUUAAUGUUGCAAAAACUCUGACGUGGCAACCAUGUUCGUUCAUAGAGCAGCAUCUCUGUAUGGCCAAGUGGCAUUUUAAUGGGACACGAGCUUUGACCCAGUUCUCUUCUAUUUAAAUCUUGACGCAAGGGACAUGCUACAAACAUCUUCAUUUUGUACAUAAGCACAUUGUACAACGUGUAUUUGGCCUCGAGCAGAGGUUCUCGGUUACAAUUGUUUUUAAGUUUGUUAGUGUUGCCAAAUAAAGUUAUGCAGUCAA
Ixodes scapularis (black-legged tick) is the source of this 1355-nucleotide messenger RNA. RefSeq names its product PRKR-interacting protein 1 homolog. Gene Ontology annotation, cellular component: nucleolus. The transcript has a single exon. The record is from RefSeq and is a predicted model, not a curated record. Gene Ontology annotation, molecular function: protein kinase inhibitor activity; protein kinase binding; double-stranded RNA binding. NCBI's taxonomy places the organism in Eukaryota, Metazoa, Arthropoda, Arachnida, Ixodida, Ixodidae. Bases 288 to 1052 code for a protein of 254 amino acids. Gene Ontology annotation, biological process: negative regulation of protein kinase activity.